AUUACACACGACCCCCUCCCCCUUUUUUUUUUUUUAUAUACAUAUAUAUAUAUGCUUUCAUCAAAUACAUUUUAUAAUAGUGAGAACACUUUACCUUCGCCACCCCAACAAAUGGUAGAAAAGACCAUGAGCCGUGAGCAACAAAAGUAUUGUGGAGCAAUUAUGAGGAACUUAAAGAAACAUCGAGACGCCUCACCUUUUUUAAAGGCGGUGGAUUACGUAAAAUUGAAUGUGCCUGAUUAUCCAAGCAUUGUGAAAAAACCAAUGGAUUUAAAUUUGGUAGAAAGUAAAUUAAAUGGGUCUGAAUAUGCCAAUGUAGAGGAAUUUGUGUCUGAUGUUAGAUUGGUAUUUAAUAACUGCUUUAAAUAUAAUGGACCCGAAGCCAUGAUAUCAGUCUUGUGUCAAAAUGUAGAGUCUGCCUUUGAAAAAGGAUUACGUCAAAUGCCCACAAAUACAACUCAGAGUCAUACUAGUGAGCCCUUUUCUCCCAUCAGUCCACAUCCAAUCACCGAGUCCUACACUUUAUCGGAAGAUUUAGGUAGACCCAAAAGAGAAAUACAUUGUCCAUCCAAAGACUAUCCAGAAACAUUUACUAGUAAACAAGUGUUAUCUCCUGCCAAUAAGAAUCAAAUGAAAUAUUGCUUUCAGGUAUUACGUGAACUCAAAAAGACAAAGUACCGUAACAAAAUCUAUCCCUUCUUAACUCCAGUCGAUCCUGUCGCUCUGAAUUUACCAGACUAUACAUCAAUCAUCAAGCAUCCUAUGGAUCUUUCUACCAUUGAAAAUAACUUGCUGAAUGACCACUAUAAAUUACCGGAAGAAUUUGCUCAACAUGUCCUCCUCAUGUUUAAUAAUUGCUACACCUAUAAUCCUCCCUCACUCCCCAUCUAUACCAUGGCCAAAGAUAUGGAAGCCGUCUUUCAACAGAAAUGGGAUCAACGUCCUACUCAUACUCCAUCUGCCAAAACUACACAGUCUCCUCCUUCUCAUCAUCAUCAUCAUCAACAUCAACCAUCUCCUUCCCAACAACACCAAAAGCAGCAACAAAAGCACAAACAAAAGCAUCAACAAUUACAAGAUGAUGAAGUUGUGGAUGAUCAAAUUGCCCAGCUUGAACGUACCAUCCAAGACAUUACAAAGCAAAUACAAACCAUGAAAAAACCUCAAAAGAAGCCAGUCAAGAGGGUUGCUAAGCAACCACCACAACCAAAGAGAAGACUCAAAAAAGCUGCACAACAGCAGGAUGAUUUGUAUACUUUUACCUUUGAUGAAAAAAAGAUUCUCAGUAACGAAAUCAAUCAUUUACCCAGUCAUCGUCUCAACGUGGUGGUUGAAAUCAUCAAAAGCUCAAUGCCAGAUUUGGGAGUUAAUGGACAAAAAGAAAUUGAGUUGGACAUUGAUUCAUUGGACAGCCACACAUUACAUCAAUUACAUGAUUACAUUCAUCCCGAAAGUCCAAAGGUGAGCAAUAAAGGAAAGAGACAACGCAUUCAUUAUUCCGAAAGAGCUGCCGAUAAAAAGAUCCACCAACUAGAGGCUACUUUAAAAAAGUUUAAUUCAAGCAAUGCGCAUUAUGAUUCCUCUUCUUCCUCCAGUGGUUCAGAAGAUGAUGAGGGCUCUUCUGGUUCUGAUUCCGAGUGAAGAACCUUUAUAUACACACACAUAUCCCUAAUAUACAUACUUUUUUUUUUUUUUUUUUUUUUUUUUAAAAAAAAAAUGCUGUACAAUAAAUA
Mucor mucedo is the source of this 1733-nucleotide messenger RNA. RefSeq names its product Bromodomain-containing protein. Lineage: Eukaryota; Fungi; Mucoromycota; Mucoromycetes; Mucorales; Mucoraceae. The record is from RefSeq and is a predicted model, not a curated record. Gene Ontology annotation, cellular component: chromatin; nucleus. The coding region runs from base 52 to 1641 and encodes 529 amino acids. The transcript is spliced from 4 exons. Gene Ontology annotation, biological process: chromatin remodeling; regulation of DNA-templated transcription.